CAAAAUAAACAUGACAUGAUUUCGCAGUACCCAAAUCAAAACCUACGCAAUGUUGCCUCUUCGAAGAACCUCUCUAUUGAUACACAGACUUCCGCUUGCGCGUUUUUCCAGCAAUGCAAGGGAAAAUGUUACCCAAAGCGCAACGCAACACGAUUCGGAUACACACUUUGGUUUUCAAACGGUAAAAGAGAGCGACAAAUGGAAAAAGGUUCACAAAGUGUUCGAGGAGGUCGCGGCAUCCUAUGAUUUGAUGAAUGACGCUAUGUCGAUGGGAAUUCAUCGUGUAUGGAAAGAUAUUUUCAUGGAACGAUUAUCGCCGGUGGGAAAUGGAAUACGACUGCUGGACAUGGCUGGUGGCACUGGCGAUAUAGCGUUCCGAUACAUGAAAUAUCUGCAAAAGCAGACUACACCAGAUCGAAAGCCUAGUCAUGUUACUGUUUGUGAUAUCAAUCAAAAUAUGCUAGAUGUGGGUCAACAACGAUGGGAAAAAUUGAACUUACCUACAGCCGGUGACACAAUUGAAUGGGUGUGUGCCGAUGCCGAAAAACUGCCCUUCGAGGAUUCAUCAUUCAGCGUGUACACGAUCGCAUUUGGGAUUAGAAAUUGCACGCAUAUUGACAAAGUACUUUCGGAAGCUCACCGCGUGCUGAAACCGGGAGGACGUUUUAUGUGCCUAGAAUUCAGUCAUGUGAACAAUGAAUAUCUUAAAUGGGUUUACGAUCAGUAUUCCUUCCAAGUGAUUCCACCGAUGGGACAAAUACUAGCUAAUCAGUGGCAGCCGUACCAGUACUUGGUAGAGAGCAUCCGAAAGUUUCCGCAGCAAAAUGAAUUUAAAGCAAUGAUUCAGAACGCUGGCUUCAAAUGUGUUGAAUAUGAAAAUUUAACCUUUGGUGUCGUUGCGAUACACUCCGGAUUUAAAUUGUAAGAUGGACAAGAUGGAUUUACUUUGAUGUAGCAACCGUUGUCGGUCAAGCCUGCCUGUACCACUAAUGGGUUUGACUAUUAGUGACGCAUUGAAUACGGAUAGCAGGAUAAUCAGUUCUACAUUUGGGGGCACAGUCCAAUCGAGGCUUCAAUCCAUGAUGGGCAUGCAGAAUGGAUAUAACGAAGGAAAAUAAACAGCACUAAACUAGAUCACAAAUCCA
Anopheles coluzzii is the source of this 1145-nucleotide messenger RNA. RefSeq names its product 2-methoxy-6-polyprenyl-1,4-benzoquinol methylase, mitochondrial (gene Coq5). Gene Ontology annotation, molecular function: methyltransferase activity. The record is from RefSeq and is a predicted model, not a curated record. The transcript has 4 exons. The coding region runs from base 50 to 925 and encodes 291 amino acids. NCBI's taxonomy places the organism in Eukaryota, Metazoa, Arthropoda, Insecta, Diptera, Culicidae. Gene Ontology annotation, biological process: ubiquinone biosynthetic process.